This is a messenger RNA of Rhincodon typus (whale shark), 3175 nucleotides long. RefSeq names its product GDNF inducible zinc finger protein 2 (gene gzf2). NCBI's taxonomy places the organism in Eukaryota, Metazoa, Chordata, Chondrichthyes, Orectolobiformes, Rhincodontidae. The record is from RefSeq and is a predicted model, not a curated record. The coding region runs from base 1 to 1626 and encodes 541 amino acids. Gene Ontology annotation, cellular component: nucleus. The transcript has 5 exons.
AUGAAGACUGCAUUUAAAAUUAAAUCAGGUGUUUUUCUUUACAGAAAGAUACAUGAAUCUGGUCAAGAGAAGAAACCACCAUUUAUUUACUGGAAAAUGGUGCCACAAGUAGAUAAGUCAGAUAACGCAGCUGAUCCUGUCACAGACAUCGGUAGUAACAGACACGGUUGGGAUAGACCAGAAGAUAAUGACUUGGUCACGAACAUUAACAAUUACAAGGAAACAUGCCUUGAGAAAGAGCAACAUAGCAUAUCUGAUACAGAGAUCAGAUGCAGUAAUAGCAAUGGCAUGGAAGAAGAGAAAGAUAAAGGUCGCAAGAUUGCACAAAAUAGUUCACUAAAUAAGAAAGAAGCUCAUGUUAAGAAUGAAGAAGAUACUGGCGAGGAUGAAACUGAAGACUUGGAAAAUGAUGAUGAUGAUGACGAUAAUGACGGUGACACAGAGUGUGAAGUAGAAGCUGAUGAAGAAAAUAGUACAGACGAUGAGGAUGAUAAUAGUAAAGAUGAAGACUAUCCAAAUGAGCAUGAUCCUGAACCAAACGAUUCUGAUGAGGACAUUGAUGUAAAGAAAGGCAGUAAGAGGGGAAGAUUACGAAAAUCAAAUCACAACAUUAAAUGUGACAAAUGUGAUGAUGAAUUUAAUUCAAGAAAGGAUUAUGUGGUUCACUGCAAAGAUAUUCACCAGUCAUUACCAGGGAAAGUCUAUCACUGUGAGAUCUGUGGGAAGGCUUUUGCAACGCACAACAGUUGGAAAGAACAUUGUGCUUGUGUUCACAGUGAUGAAAGGCACUUUGCCUGCACUCUAUGCAAUGCAACUUUUAAGAGAAAAAGAGAUGUGAGGACUCAUUAUGCACGGAAGCAUGAAGGGCGUAUUAAACGUCCACUAUGUUCUGUUUGUGGGAAAAUUCUGAGCUCACGAACAGCACUGGUAUUUCACAUGCGGACACACACUGGAGAGAAGCCUUAUGAAUGCUCCAUUUGCCAUUCUCGAUUUGCCCAACCAUCACAGCUGAAAAUACACACAAGGUCACACACUGGAGAGAGACCUUAUAUUUGUGAGGACUGUGGAGCCUGUUUCACCGAUAAGGCUAAAUUAAAUGGUCAUAAGAGAACACACACAGGGGAGCGCCUUUUCGGAUGUGAUGUAUGUGGGAAACAUUUUGCCACUAAUGAGUACUUGAAAUGUCACAAGCGUUGUCACCUGGGUGCCAAACCUUAUAAAUGUGAUGUUUGUGGGAAAACCUUUGGGCUGAGAGCCUCCUUGGCCCAGCACAGCAAUAUACAUGCAGAAACACGUCCAUAUUUUUGUGAACAGUGUGGAAAGGCUUUUACCCAGCAAGGAGCACUUCGACGUCACCAACGAAUUCACACAGGGGAGAAGCCUUAUAAAUGCAAGGCUUGUGAACGAACUUUCACAGACAUGUCCACUUUGAGAAGACACGUUUCUGUUCAUGACCGAAGUGCUCACUGGCGAUCAUACUUGAUUGAUCUUACCUCAAAGAAAGAUCAUAAUUGGUCAAAAAUUGAAACUUUAGCAGACGUUUGCCUUUCUGAUGACCCUGUACCUGUGAGCUGGAUGAAUAUUCGGACUGAACAAUCAGUGGAAGGAAUACAACCUGGUCAUUGACCAAUGUUACUAAAACAGAUGAACAUAACACAGUAUGUAUUUACAAUGAAAAAUAGGUAUAUUUUUGUUUAUAAUGCACCGUGUAGUAAUAGUUCAAUCAUACAUACCACAUUCACAGCUUCAGUUUGUCAAAUGUACAGUAAUCACCUAGAUUUUCAUUUCUCAGGGCUUUUAUUGUGCAUCUGUUGAAUUGUCCGAGUUUAGUCCAGUGAUACAAACCUGAAAUAUCUAAGUGUUUCAUUUUGAUUUGGUGGUAGUGAAGUAUGGGUAAUCAUUGUCAGACACAUGAUUUAUUUCCUACAGUUACAGUCAAUAUUUAGUACUUUGCUUUUGGAGAUCAGCAUAUCAACAUCUUGUAUUACAGAAAUUAAUUGUUUUCAUCAAUACCAUCGUUUUCUUCUUUAUAUUAACUUUAAAAUUCUAAAAUUAAGAAUUCUAUAUGUCAAAAAAGCAGUUUGCUUCAUUGACACAAUAAACAAAAAUACACCUACAGUUUAAAUCUUACACAGUUGAAUUGUUUUAAUCACUUCAGUGGCAAAAUUCCAAAAUGUAACUCUACACUUGUUUGACAUCUUAUAAAUAAUCUCAUCUGAUGUGUAUUUGAAAAUAUAUUUUUAUUUCUUGUAAUACUAGAGACUUGUAAUUAUUAAACAUUUUCUGUGAAGAUGGCUAUUUGCAUCACAGCUUGUAUCCCUAAAUUAAUUUAAAAUAUAUUUUAUGUAUUUAAAUGCAAUGGUGUAACUCCUCAAAUAUUUAAUAAUUCUGAACUCCGGAAGUUCAGAAUAAUUUGAUUAAUGACAUAAAUUGCCAAGGAAUAUUGCUAUGCCUUGCUAUAGUUAGAAUCAGACGUGUAGUGUGGUAUUAUGGUAGGUGAAUGGUUUGUAAGUAGAGAAGCAAAAUGCCAAAAAGAAACAUUGUAAUUUGAUCAAAAUAGGUCUUCACAAGGUAUCCAACUUUGUUACUUUUUGUAGAUCUAGUGUUGAUCAAUUUUUCAAUGUUGUUAUACCGAAAUGUGAAGAUUGAAUGUUCUUUUCCUCCGCUGAUCAAAUCUACAGUUGCAUAUUUCGGAACAUACUACACCCCUGAUCAUAUGAGGACUGGCUGCAAUUUUCUAGUGUGCAAUGAGAACUCAUAGUAGUCAUGUAUUUACUCAGUACCUAAAGGGACUACAAUGUCUGGUUUGCCAAUAAUGUCAUAUCACUGCAUUAUAAAGUCCUGUAGUAAGGGUCACUACUAUAUGAUGUAAUGUUACUGAUCUUUUGUGUAUUGUGUUCUGUUUAUUUUCUUGUAUGGUCAUUUGGAGAGAACAUCUGCAGUGGUACAAAAUUACUUUUACAAGACUUCCAUUGUAAUUUAAGGAUGCGUUCAUUGAUUCUAAUGUGUUAAAUAUACCAUGAUGGUAUAUUUCAAUACAUUUGACUUUGAAUCGUUAAUAGGGAUGUCACAUUGAAAAUUUCAGUGCAAUAAUCAUUGCAAAACACAUAAUUGUUAAUCUAUUAAAGUAGCAGAAUGAAAUCAAGAAAUAUUAAACUGUGUUUUAAUUCAAACA